Messenger RNA from Oncorhynchus kisutch (coho salmon), 1594 nucleotides. Its product is annotated as eukaryotic translation initiation factor 3 subunit J-A. The record is from RefSeq and is a predicted model, not a curated record. Bases 228 to 1067 code for a protein of 279 amino acids. The transcript has 8 exons. Lineage: Eukaryota; Metazoa; Chordata; Actinopteri; Salmoniformes; Salmonidae. Gene Ontology annotation, cellular component: eukaryotic translation initiation factor 3 complex; cytoplasm. Gene Ontology annotation, molecular function: translation initiation factor activity.
AAAAUUACUAUUUUUAUGGAUAUUCUGAAAUGAUAUAACUGACAUUAUGUUUUGGCUUGAACGAAUGAUGCUAUGUUGCCACUAAAUAUGGGAAAGCAAUGACUGAAGAAUAAUAAUGGGAGCAUGACGGCGCACAUCGGUGUGUGCAUCAUUCUCUCUCGGAACCAAAGAGCCAGUCACCGAUUGUACACCCACGGAAUUCGUUCUGAUCAGAUACACAGGCAAAUAUGGCGGAGGGAGAUUCAUGGGAUGCUGACACUUUCGAUCCGGACGAGCCCGCAAUCGGGGCCAAGAAGGCUGUUGUGGCAGACAAAUGGGAAGGCGAGGAUGAGGAUGAGGAUAUCAAGGAUAACUGGGAUGAUGAAGAGGAGGAAUUGAAGAACGCAGAAGAGAAAAAAGCAGCAGAGACAAAACGUUCAGAAAAGAAGAAAUUAGCGGAAAAAAUCAAAGAAAAAGAAAGUUUACAACGAAAAAAACAAGAAGAGUUGAGAAAGAGGUUAGAGGAAUCUAAUGAGACAGAACUCACACCAGAGGAGGAGCUAGCAGAGAAACUACAGGAAGAGAAAAAGGAACUCACACCAGAGGAGGAGCUAGCAGAGAAACUACAGGAAGAGGAAACGGAACUCACACCAGAGGAAGAGCUAGCAGAGAAACUACAGGAAGAGACUGGUCUUCUACUGGCUCAGGAUGCUUUUGGUGUCGUCAACAAUGUAAAAGGAAUUGACGCCGUAAGCCCCUCUUCUAAAGAUGACUUUACAGAUUUUGAAAAGUUGCUAAAAGACAAGAUAACACCUUUUGAGAGUUCCAUACACUAUUCCGGUUUCCUAGAGUCCUUGUUUCGAGACCUCUGUCUCUCAUUGGAGGUAGAAGACCUAAAAAAGGUCAGCAACUCCCUUACAGUAUUACUAAGUGAGAAACAGAAACAGGAAAAGCAGCUGAAUAAAGGAAAGAAGAAAAAGAAAGGUGUGGUUGCUGCCGGAGGGAUGAAGGCCAAGAUGAAGGAUGACCUAGCGGACUACGGAGAGUUCGAUGGAGGUUACGCACAAGACUACGAGGACUUCAUGUGACACCAACCGACUGCUGAGUCUCAAACGGCGACCUGUUCAAGUAGUGCCCUUAUAUUGGGGACAUCCACUGUCCUUCCCAUUCCCUCUCAGCUCUGCUCGAUUCAUCCACCUCGGAGCAUGACCUAUGACCUAUUCUGCUGCCCAAAGCCAUCCAAUGAAAACCACCCUUGUGUUGCCCGCUGCACACAAAGAAGAUUCUGUAAGAAGUGUUGAAUGGUUUGACGAAGAACACGAACAUCUGAUCUCGAUAUGUUUUUUUUUUCUCUCCUCGUUAGGAUUCCUUCGACGACUCCUCGAAACUGAUCAAUAAGACAAGAAACUGAUCAAUAAGACAAGAAACUGAUCCUUGAGUUCUCUCCACUGUAAGAAUAUUCCAAAAUGUUUUACCAGCAUACUUCGUUUUUUCCAAAUCUACAAUGAAUUCAAUUUUAUCUUUAAAAUAAACGUGUCAACAAAAUGAAUUGUUACUGUUUGACGACUGAAAGUAGAAGGAAAAUAAAUGUGGUAUUCUAUGCAAAUGAGAUUGA